Spathaspora passalidarum NRRL Y-27907 is the source of this 3669-nucleotide messenger RNA. Its product is annotated as coatomer subunit alpha. The record is from RefSeq and is a predicted model, not a curated record. The transcript has a single exon. Gene Ontology annotation, molecular function: protein binding; structural molecule activity. The coding region runs from base 1 to 3669 and encodes 1222 amino acids. Gene Ontology annotation, biological process: endoplasmic reticulum to Golgi vesicle-mediated transport; intracellular protein transport; intra-Golgi vesicle-mediated transport. Gene Ontology annotation, cellular component: COPI vesicle coat. NCBI's taxonomy places the organism in Eukaryota, Fungi, Ascomycota, Pichiomycetes, Serinales, Debaryomycetaceae.
AUGAAGAUGUUAACUAAGUUUGAAUCCAAAUCUUCCAGGGCCAAGGGGAUUGCUUUCCACCCAAAGCGUCCCUGGGUACUUGUUUCCCUUCACUCGUCAACCAUCCAACUUUGGGACUAUAGAAUGGGAACAUUGAUUGAUCGUUUUGAAGAUCAUGUCGGUCCUGUUAGAUCUGUUGAUUUCCAUCCAACUCAACCAUUAUUUGUUUCUGGUGGUGAUGACUACCUGAUCAAGGUCUGGAGUUUAGUUACUAGAAAAUGUAUUUUCACUUUGAACGGCCAUUUGGAUUAUAUCCGUCAAGUAAGUUUCCAUCCUGAUUUACCUUGGAUUUUAAGUUGUAGUGAUGAUCAAACCAUCAGAAUUUGGAAUUGGCAAAAUCGUCAAGAGAUUGCUUGUUUAACUGGUCACAACCAUUAUGUCAUGAGUGCACAAUUCCACCCAACUGAAGAUUUAAUUGUCAGUGCCAGUUUGGAUCAAACCGUAAGAGUUUGGGAUAUUUCUGGAUUGAGAAAGAAACACAGUGCUCCUGCUUCUUCGGUCCGUUCUUUUGAAGACCAAUUACAAAGACAACAAUUACCUCAACAAGAUAUCUUUGGUAAUAUUAAUGCUGUUGUCAAGUAUGUUUUGGAAGGUCAUGAUAAAGGUGUCAAUUAUGCUAGUUUCCAUCCAACUUUACCUUUGAUUGUUUCUUCUGGGGAUGACCGUGUGGUCAAGUUGUGGAGAAUGAGCGAUACCAAGGCUUGGGAAGUCGAUACUUUCCGUGGUCACACCGGUAAUGUUCUUUGUGCUAUUUUCCAUCCUCAUCAAGAUUUGAUUUUGUCUGUCAGUGAUGAUAAGACCGUUAGAGUUUGGGAUUUGAACAAACGUGUUCCUGUCAAGCAAUUCAGACGUGAUCAUGAUCGUUUCUGGUUAAUUGGUGCUCAUCCUAAUAUGAAUUUGUUUGGUGCCUGCCAUGACUCUGGUGUGAUGGUUUUCAAAUUGGAAAGAGAAAGACCAGCUCAUACAAUUUUCCAAAACAAAUUGUACUACAUCAAUUCAGAAAAACAAUUGCAAUCAUAUGAUUAUUCCAGAAAUGAAACUAGUUUACCUAUGUUAAGUUUGAAGAAGAUUGGAAAGACUUGGUCAUUCAUGAGAACCAUUUCUUAUAAUCAAACUGAUAAUUCCAUUUUGGUUGUCUUUGGUGAAGGAGAUUCUUCCAACUAUGCUUUGAUCAGUUUACCUAAACAUGUCACUGGAGCUAUUGAACCAACUGAUAUUCGUCAAGGAGAAGCUAAUUUUGCUACCUUUAUUUCUCGUAAUAGAUUUGUUACUUUUAUCAAAUCUACCAAGACCUUACACGUCAAGGAUAUGAGCAACAAUACCACCAAGACUAUCCAAUUAGACAGUUCUGUUAAUGAUGUUUUACCAGGUCAAGGAGGACGUAUUCUUUUAGUUAAAGCUCAUUCUGUUAUCAACUAUGACGUCCAACAACGUAAGGAGGUUGCUGAACUUAGUGUCAACAAUGUUAAAUAUGUCAGUUGGUCAAAUGAUGGUACUUAUGUUGCUAUGUUAUCUAAGCAUACUAUCACUAUUGCUAACCGUGAUUUGGAAUUGGUUACUUCUAUGCAUGAGACUAUUAGAAUCAAGAGUGCUGCUUGGGACGAUACUGGAGUUUUGUUAUACUCUACUUUGAACCAUAUCAAGUAUACUUUGUUGAAUGGUGAUAAUGGUAUCAUCAAGACUUUGGAAAAUACUUUGUAUAUCACCAAGGUUGUUGGUAACCAAGUUUACUGUUUGAACAGAGAUGGUGCUGUUGAAGUCAUUGCUAUUGAUCCUACUGAAUACAGAUUCAAGAAAUCAUUGGUUAACAAGAACUUCCAUGAAGUCUUGCGUCUUAUUAAGAACUCCACCUUGGUUGGUCAAAACAUCAUUGCUUACUUGCAAAAGAAAGGAUUCCCUGAAGUUGCCUUGCAUUUCGUGCAAGAUCCAGAAACUAGAUUUGAUUUGGCUUUAGAAUGUAGCAAUUUACAAGUUGCAUUUGAACAAGCUAAGAUUUUGAAUGAUUCACAAAUUUGGGAAAAAUUAGGUGAAGAAGCUUUAUUACAAGGUAAUUUGGAAAUUGUGGAAUACGUGUAUCAACAAUUGCAUAAUUUCGAUAAACUUUCAUUCUUAUACUUGUACAAAGGUGAUAAUGAAAGAUUGAAUAAGAUGACCACCAUUGCUGAACAUCGUGAAGACACCAGUGCCUUGAUUCAAAAUACCUUGUACUCUAAUGAUGUUAAGAAGCGUUGUCAAGUCUACAUUCAAAAUGGAAUGUUGCCAUUAGCUUACACUUUGGCUAAAUCGAAUGGAUUAGUAGAAUUGGCUGCACAAAUCUUACAAGAAGCAGGAUUAGAAGAAAAAGAUGUUGAUUUACCUGAAUUGGGUGGUGUUGUUCAAUUGCCUACUCCAAUUGAAGAACCAAUUGGUAACUGGCCAUUAAAGGAAAGCUCAUUAUCUUUCUUUGAAACUGCUUUGAUUACUGGACAAGUUGAGAAUUUGUCUUUGGAAGAUGAACCCGAACAACAACAACAACCACAACAACAACAACAACAGCAGCAACAAUUCACCAAGUCUGCUACUCCAGCAUUAGAAUUCAAUGAUGAGGAGUUUGAAGACGAUGAAGAUGAUGGUGGUGCUUGGGGUGAUCUUGACGAUGAUCUUGAUAUUGGUGAUGAAUUCAAUGCUCAAGCCGCUGCUGGUGCACCAUCUCCUGAUGUUGUUCCAGUUGUUGAAGGUGAAAUCGGAAUGUGGUUACGUAAUGCUAAGACCCCAGCCAGUUAUGCUGCUGCUGGUGCGUUUGAACAAGCUGCAUCCUUAUUGAAUAAGCAAUUGGGUGUGGUUAACUUUGCUCCAUUACGUCAAAGAUUCCUUACUGUUUAUGGUGCUAACAAAGUAUACUUACCUGGUGCUGAUGAUUUACCUGGAAUCAAGACAUUUAUUCGUGCUGAAAAUGAUGAAGACGAUCCAAAGAAGUUCAAGCCAUUUAUUCCGGGAUUUGAGCAACUUGAUGAAUUGGUCAAGAUUGGGUUUAGACAUUUCAAGUUGAACCACUUGGAAGAUGCCAUUUCCACAUUCCGUGAUAUCAUCUACACCAUUAUUGUCCUCAAUGUUGAAGAUGAAGAUGAGGAAGAGAAAUGCAGACAAAUCCUUAGUUUGUGUCGUGAAUACAUUUUGGGUCUUUCCAUUGAACUUGCUCGUCGUGCCCUUGAUCCAAGUGAUAUCAAGCGUAACUUGGAGCUUGCAGCAUACUUUACAAGAACUCAAUUACAAACUGAUCAUCGAGUGAAUGCAUUAAAGGUUGCCUUGACCCAGAGUAUGAAGGCUAAGAAUUAUGUCAGUGCAGCUCACUUUGCGGGAGAAAUAAUAAAAAUCAGUCCUGCCGGGUCCAAGAACUACGUGCAAGCUGAACUGUUCAAGUUGAGAGCUGAAACUGCUGGUUCUGAAGCUGUGGAGAUUGAUUUCGAUCCAUAUUCAGACUUUGAAAUUUGUAGUGGUACUUUCACUCCAAUUUAUCCUGGCGAGCCAAGUGUUUCUGAAGCUAUUGUUGGUGCUAAGUAUAAGCCUGAAUUUAAGGGUGGAGUGUGUAGUAUUACUGGAGUCAGUGCUAUUGGGGUUCCAGCCUCUGGACUUAGAAUUAGAGCUGAUUAA